Molecule: messenger RNA, 2531 nt
Organism: Phanerochaete carnosa HHB-10118-sp
Lineage: Eukaryota; Fungi; Basidiomycota; Agaricomycetes; Polyporales; Phanerochaetaceae
Exons: 6
Coding region: 771-2390 (539 amino acids)
Source: RefSeq, a predicted model, not a curated record
UUGGACAUAGGCUGCGCAGGUCGUCUACCGUGCCGUCACCUAUGCUUCGCAUCGCCAGUGCUAGUACGCCCGACUUCCACGCAUCACUGAUGUCUGCUGUGCUCGGCAAAUGCAGGGUCGCCGCCGAGGGAGAAGGCGCAUUCGUCAUUGGUAUUUCACUGCAAAGCUAGCAAUGUCUCGGACCCAAUUGUUCGUCGGCCUCCGUCUCGAAAUCCGCGCAUCUUCGGCGAGGUCAGUCUCGUUCUCAGUGUGUGCUAAUUGAGUGCUCCAAGCCUUGCCGUCCUUUUUGUCGCCAGGUGAAGAUGCAGGCUGCAAGUCGCCAGCGGCUCUCCCCGAGAGCAUCACCAGGUGCUGCAGCGCACACACAAGCAAGCGCCAUACUGCUGACACGGCUCUCGCCAAGAGACGUCAGCGCCGCCACCACAAGGCUUCACCGCACACCAAAGCGCCACACCACGGCGUCGUCGGCUGCGCUUGCGCCACGACGGACGCAUGCGCCAACACGGAAAGAGGCUAUCAACCUUCCAAACUGGGCUCUCAACAGACUAACCUUGACAGCUGUCAUGCUUGGCCUGCAGCUUCCCUGACCCUGUCUAAGGGUGUGCGCAUAUAGACCCCCGACGCUCGGUCAUGUUCGCUUUCCGUUCUUUCCCGCCCCCCACUUCCAACUCCCUGCGAGCACGCAUCACGCUCACUACGACGGUGAGGCUCCCGGCGCGACGACGAUCGCAAAAACGACAACUAUAACGCCAAUCACGACUGCGACGACGAUGCCAGUCCCGACGUCCGACGCCGCGAACCCGUUCUCGGCCGGCAGCGCGACCGCUUGCGAGUCUCCGGUCGGCUCUCCGACAUCUGGUGCGUUUUCGCCCCAAGACGCGGGCCUCGCCGCGUCCCCGUCGUGUAUCCCGCCUGCACACCCAGCUAGGACGCUCGUGUUGUGCUUUGACGGGACGGGUGACCAGUUCGACGCGGACAACUCGAACGUGGUGCAAUUCUUCUCAAUGUUGAAGAAGGACGACCGCAGGCAGCAGAUGGUGUACUACCAGGCAGGAAUCGGCACUUACGUGACACCUCAAAUCGCGACACCCUUCGCAUCCAAGAUCUCCAAGACCCUCGACGAGAUGAUUGCCUGGAAUCUCGACGCGCAUGUGAUGGGAGGAUACGAGUUUCUAAUGCAGAACUACGAAGCAGGCGAUAAGAUAUGCAUAUUCGGCUUCUCUCGCGGCGCAUACACCGCCCGUGCGCUCGCCGGCAUGAUCCACAAGGUCGGCCUACUCCCUACGUGCAAUCAUCAGCAAGUCCCGUUCGCAUACAAGAUGUACACUCGCACUACGCCGCUCGGCUGGGCGCAGAGCACGCUGUUCAAGAAGGCCUUCUCGAUGGACGUCGACAUCGAAUUCAUCGGCGUUUGGGACACGGUGUGCUCGGUCGGGCUCUUCUCGCGCCGCCUUCCGUUCACGACGAGCAACAUGUCCGUGAAGACAUUCAGGCAUGCUGUUAGCCUCGAUGAGCGGCGCGCAAAGUUCAAGGCGAAUCUGUUCAACUGGCCACAGGAGGAAGAGAGGCGGCUCGGUACCCAGCCGGGAGAUAUGCCCAAAGCCGGCCAGAACGAGGACCAGGUCCAUCUUAGCGGUUUCAAUGAGUCCAAGCCUGCGGCCACCGCCGCCGACAAGAAGGACGACAAGACGAAGAAAAGCUCGGUCUUGUCCAAGUUCUCGAACAUGUCGCGGCACAACUCCGUGGACGACAGGCAGCGCCAGAGGGAGAUGGAACGUCAGUUCUCCGAGCAGGAGCGGCGCGCGCUCGAGACGGACGUCCUGGAGGUCUGGUUCGCGGGAUGCCACUGCGACGUCGGCGGUGGGUCCGUGUCGAACGACACGCGGCACAGCCUGGCGCGCAUCCCGCUGCGGUGGAUGGUGCGCCAGUGCUUCAUGGCGAACACUGGCAUCCGGUUCCACGCCGAGCUCCUGCGCGGCAUCGGCCUCGACCCCGCGGUCCUCUACCCUGUCGUGCACGACCGCUCCGAAGCACUCUACUACACACCAAGCGCGCCCGUGCCCGACGGCACCACCGACGCGCGCCUAAGCGAAGAGGAAGAGGACCUCGCGGACGCACUGAGCCCAGUAUAUGACCAGCUUGCACUCGCGCGCAGCUGGUGGGUGCUCGAGCUGCUGCCGAUGCGCCACCGCGUGCAGCGCACCGCGGACGGCCGGUGGGAGACGGAUGUGUAUGCCAACAUGGGCCGUGCGCGUGUCAUCCCGAAGCAGGAGACGCACCCGGUGUACGUGCACCGGAGCGUGAAGAUGCGGAUGGAGGCGGAGCGGGCGGCGGGGCGGGUGUAUGAGCCGAGGGCGAGGUUUGAUGUCGAGCCGACGUGGGUGGCCUAGAGUCGUCGCGGGUACGUGUAGGAGUGUGAGGUUGGGUUUUUCUCGUGACGGGAUUUCGGGAUGAUUUUGUCGCAUUUCGCUGUUGUCGCCGCUCAAGAGUUUCUCUUUUUACUGUAUAUUUUGGGGAUAACGGGCUUGUUU